This is a messenger RNA of Stegostoma tigrinum, 4702 nucleotides long. RefSeq names its product neurite extension and migration factor-like. The coding region runs from base 191 to 3670 and encodes 1159 amino acids. Gene Ontology annotation, biological process: negative regulation of cell-matrix adhesion; negative regulation of neuron migration; negative regulation of cell adhesion mediated by integrin. The record is from RefSeq and is a predicted model, not a curated record. The transcript has 3 exons. Gene Ontology annotation, cellular component: nucleus. NCBI's taxonomy places the organism in Eukaryota, Metazoa, Chordata, Chondrichthyes, Orectolobiformes, Stegostomatidae.
UGGCCAUAACUGGCAUGUAAAGACCUUCAUGUUUGAUGAAGGUGGCCUGAGCAGAGGAAAACGAAGCAAGCAACAAGGAGGUCCAUAUAAGAACUUAACUUCAGUCGAGGACCUGCUGUGAUCUCCAUUAAGUUUACACAACUCAAGGGCUGGACAACUACCGUAUGCAAAAUAUUUUGGAGAAAUUACAAUGGAAGCUAAGGACUAUUCUUGUCUUCAAGAAAAGCACUGCGAAUCUCUUGUAACAGCUGAAAGUAUUUCUGAGGCAAAUGAAACUGAUUAUUGUGAACUUGGAGCCAAGUGGAGAAUAUGCAAAAACAAAUUGAGCAAGGGAAAUUCUAUGUCACCAGAAACACACUUAUCAGUUUUUCAGACUGAUGACCCUAUUUCUGACCAAAUGUUGAAUUUUUCUUUAAAUGGAAUGACAUGUGAAAACAAAUUUGAUGAUGCAAGGGUUGAUGAAUUACAUACCGCUGCCAGUGCUCAUGAAGGUUUGUUCAUGGAAAAAUAUAAUGGAGAUGACGCAUUACUACCAAUCCCAAGCCAGAACUGGAGUUACUUUGAAUCUUUCAUAAAUGAAAACAAAGAUGAAUUUUUAGACCUUUGUGCAACAAGUGACUUUUCAGCUAAUUUAAUAAGUGAAGAAGACAGUGACAGCUUUUUAUUUGAUGAUGAAUCAACACUAAGUAGUGACUUAUGUUCACUGAAGAUAAAGUAUGAAUCUUUUCAAGAUGAUAUGAGAGAAAAAUCUAACACCUUUCAAGAUGAUGCGCAAGUGCAUUUUUUUCCCAACACGCAAUGUAAUGGAACCAAAAAUGAUGAGAAAAGUCCCAGAAAAAAUAAUUCUUCUGUUCAGGAAGAGCAAGGGGAACAUGACAAUCUAGAGCAUUGUGCAUUGUAUGAAUUAGAAAAUAACAAAUGUGUUCUGUCAGGUGUUUUUAUGGACAGUUGGAAAGACCGUGAGAAUUCAAUAGAUUCAGUCUGUUUAUCUUCAAUUCUAAAUGAGGAUAGAGAAAAUUGGAAGCUAUUAAGGAAAAGUACAGAAAGGUAUUCAAAUCAAACCAAUUAUACCUUGAGGGCAAAACGGCAAAUACGGUACAGUGAUGAUUAUUUGUAUGAUAUUGAUUCUUUAGAGACCAUGAAAUCUUUGGGCAAAAAGGAUCAUGUACAUGUUGCACAGGAAGAUGACGAUGAUUGGUACCCUCGGAAAAGGAAAAAAACUGGGAAAAAGGAACCACCUGUUAUUAUCAAAUAUAUCAUUGUUAAUCGGUUUAAGGGCCACAAAAACAUGCAUGUGAAAAUCUGUAGAUUAGAUUGCAAAGAGAGACAAGUAUUAUUGACUGAUGAAAUGGUAAAAAAAUAUAAAAAGCUUUCACCACUCAAGGAAUUUUGGUCUCCAGUUCCUAGUGAUUGUAAUGUGUGUCAUUACCAAGAAAAGCUUGAUAGAAAACUGAAAGUCUGUUCUGGUGCUGGUAUGUCUUAUAUGUUCUUUGCUUCUAAAAAUAAAAAACAACAAACACUUGCUAAUGGGAUGUCAUCAAUUAAAAUAGGAUGCACUUUGAGUCACCGAAAAGACAAUGUCAUUGAAACAGAUACAAUGAAUGCAGAAGUACCCAAGAAAGUACAAAAAUAUGAUAAGUCGGUUUAUGAAUUUACAGAUGAAAUAGAACUAAAGCGCAUCACCAUACGGACUGUGAGUAAGGCCAAUCAGUUAAGAGUCAUGCAUGAAGACUCUUCCUUACAAAAGCUGCAGAAGAAAUACAACGUACCCUCAAAGAAAAUGAGAGCAAAUGGCCAGGUCGGUAAAAAUACCUGUGACAGAAAUUCUUUAGAAAGUGCAAAUGAAAAGCCUCAAGUUCCAGAUGUAGACAUGCUCAAAAUUCCAGGUCAGUGGAAUUCUUCUUCUCCUUCUUUACUUCAUUUCAACAGUGCUAGCUUAUAUUCCCCCACGUUCAGUGAUAAAUUAGAAGCUGGUAAUGGUUUAUUUUCUCCAGUUCUAGCCAGAAGCUUCCCAGACUUGUCUACUUCCAAUACACGCCUGGCUCCAGAAAUCCUUGGAGGAUGUUUCCAAUCUCUGCUGCAUGGGGAAGAUUCCUCAGUUAAUGAAAACAUCCAAGAUUGCUCCCGAUCUCCCAAUGCCAAUAGGCAGUUCAAUGAAGGUGUAACAGAAAAUACAUAUUUUCCUUUACUUCGAAAACAAACUGAUGAAGUCUCCACAGGGAGCAAGUGUAGUGAGUCAAAUACGCUUUAUUUGGCAGAAAAGCCAAACAUCCAGGAAGCAUGGAAUGUAGAAACAGUUCAGAAUGUACAUCCACAGAGAGUAAUGGGAAAAGAUCAAAUUCCGUUGUGUACAGUUAACUCUCAGAAUAAAAGACUGCAGUCUGGAGUUGAGAGUAGAGCAAUUGUAAAUAGUAACAUAAAUCAAUAUGGAUUGAAGAUGUCCAGUAGUCAAAAUGAAAUAAAUUCCAACUUCAGUCAAAAAUUAUUAAAAGAAGAAACAAAGCAACUGGCUCCUUCAAAAGACUCUGCAUGCAUUUUAGACAUUUCAAACUUUACACCAGCAAAAGUAAAGCAAGGCUGUUGUUCUGAAUUUUCACAGGAGUAUACACCAAAAAUAGUUUUCAAAACAGGCAAGCCAGAUAUUAAAUCUUUGGAGCAGCGUAGCCAAGCUCAGCUUCCCAGUAAGACUACAUCACCAAAUUUGUAUGUAGAUCAGUGUCAAGUAUGUAGUGAACUAUUCCAUACUAAUAUUCAUACUUAUCACACCGAUAGUGACCCAACAUCUGUUUCUCUUUCACAACCUGCACAAUCUUCUGUUCAUUUACAAGCUUCUGAUAAUGUAAAUUCAAGUAAUUACAAAUACUCAGAAGUUAAUAAGGCAAUAAAUAUUGCAAGAAAAAGACUUGCAGAAUCAAGUGGAGGCCUUUUGGGCAAAAAUGCUGUUCAGGAGCAACAGAAAACCAGUGAUGAGGUGAAAACUAUUAAAAUAGAUAGUUUUGAAAAGGACGGUGUAUCACCAGAGGAUUAUAAGGACAUUGUGGUUCAAAAGAACUCUUUAGUCACAUUAUCUGCAAAUCAAAUGUACCAACCUGAAAAAAAUCAUAAACCUGUAAGGGGAUUUACUAAUAAAGGUUCAGAAGUGUGUACAAAGCUUUUGGAAAAGGAUCUGAUGAAUGCGAAAACUAAAUCUGCUAUGAACGAAUGGAAACUGCAUCAAAAAGGUAAAUACUCAGUGGCAUCUGUGGAGUCCUAUGAUGGUGUAUCUCACAACAUCACUAAAGGAAGCAGACCUUUAAAUGGUGGUCAGAGAGAGUUUGAGGAACCUGGUAAUAUACUUUCCAACAUAGUUUCUGGAAUGGCAGCUGUUAAUCAGUUUAUGAUGGCUUCAGUGGAACCAGUCAUGAAUCAAGCAGAAGUUAUUCUCCCUGCUGUUAAUCAGCCUUUGGAAGUCCAAAAUAGUUCCAAAUGGAAACCAAAGCCUGUGCACGUAUUGCACUUUGGUACAAAAGGUCUGAAAAGUAAGCCACAGUAUGUUUCUGAAUGUACAAGCAAUGUGAGUCUUAAUAGUUACCCUGUAAAUCACACUGCCUCUUGCUGUAUUCACAGUGUUCGUCAUUCCAGUACAAAAACAGCUAACUGCAACUGUCCAAGCAAAACACUUUGUGAAUGACAAAGGAAAAAUAUAUGGAGUGAACUUAAUAUCUUUUUGUUACCUUGAUGAAUAGCAAUCUUGUUAUAUCCUGUUUAAUCCUUGAACUGAUUUGCUUUUACACAGCAUAGAUUCCUUUAAAUAACGUUUGAUGUACCAAGUAUUUUGAUAUCUUGCCAAACCAAAAUGUAUAAUGUCUUAAAUAGACAAAUGUAUAAUGUCAUAAAUAGAUGACAUGUAAAUGUAUAAUGAAAAUGUAUAAUGUCAUAAAUAGAUGUGGUACAAGAACUGCAGAACGUUUUCGUACAUAUUUCUCUUUGAAAUCUCUGCCUUUUGCUAUAGUUGAGGGAAUACCAUACCAUGUCGAAAUUUAAAACAUAUUGUUAAAGGUAUUGUCAAUUAGAUUUGUGUUCAGCUUAAUGCUAAUGCAUACUGUUUAAUAUAUAUGUUACAUCUUUUACUGUGAUUGUCAUUGAACUUGUGUAUUUAGAAUGAUUAUUAUUGAGAAGUAACACCUUUUUAAUAGUCAAGCUAUCACUGUCUAGCUUUAUUGUAAAUUAAUUACCCCGUCCAUCUGUCUUCCCUAUUUUAGAUAAUAUUCCUUUUGUCCAAUCUGCCUUUCUAUGCAACUUUUAAGAAUCAAGUUGUAGUUGGUCUUUUGUUGUAAAACCGAGCUAAAUAUUUCACUUUUGGCAGGAGCAUUUGACCAAAAUAUUAAUUUUAGAAGUAAAACAACAGUAGAAGUGAAAAUGCUUUAAGAACUUUAAUUGUGAAAAGACUGUGCAAUAUGUUUUUGUUCUCAAAUAAUUAUUGUGCUAACCACCCAUAUAUAUAGGUUAGUGAUCUGUUUGUUUUGAUUUAUUUGAUAAAACAAACUUGCAAAGAUUUGCUUGACCAUUGUGAAUUACAAUUUUUGAUAACCGUCGCAGAAAAUUCCUCUUUCCUCUAGCACUGUGAAAACAUAUUCUAAUAAAACAAGUACUAAAUAGGUAGAGAUAAUGGGAACUGCAGAUGCUGGAGAAUCCAAGAUAAGAAAGUGUGGAGCUGGAUGAA